Saccostrea cuccullata (small rock oyster) is the source of this 7033-nucleotide messenger RNA. Its product is annotated as serine/threonine-protein phosphatase 6 regulatory ankyrin repeat subunit B-like. Gene Ontology annotation, molecular function: protein binding. The transcript is spliced from 2 exons. The coding region runs from base 17 to 5614 and encodes 1865 amino acids. NCBI's taxonomy places the organism in Eukaryota, Metazoa, Mollusca, Bivalvia, Ostreida, Ostreidae. The record is from RefSeq and is a predicted model, not a curated record.
GUCUUCUAGAAACCAAAUGGCUUCUGGACCAGACCCUGGCGGCCGUUCUAGGUUUGCUAAACUCGGAAUGGCAAUAAACGAAGAAUUGACCCAGGCUUGUAGAGAUGUCUUAGAAAUGGAAGUACCUCCUGGUCUUGUCUACAACAAAGUGAAAACAUCCUCAAUUUAUAAAAACAUACGCCCCGAUCAAGAAAUUCGUCUUAUAGGCGCCAAAACAGAUGGUUAUAAAGAAUUUGAUAUUACAUUGUUAUAUACAUUGAUACGAAACGUAUGUACAAAGAUUCCACGUCCAACAAAAGGUUGGGGUGGAAACACGAUGCCGUCUGUAGGAGAAAUAACGAUUGGCGAUGACGUUGAGAGGAUACGAUUGAUAAGAAACAGCAUGUUUGGACACAUAAACUCGGCUUCUACCUCACAGUCAGAGUUUGAUGACACGUGGUCAGUCAUAACUGAUAUCUGUCAAAGACUGCAAACGUACACAAACAAAGACUAUUUAUCUGCACUUAGUAUAAUUCAAAGACACGUCUUAGAAGAGGAAAAUGAAAAGGCUAUAAUUGAAAAACUUGAAGCCGAUUAUAAAAUUAAUACAGAUCUUAUGGAAAAGAUGUCUUCUUUGGAAUCACUUUUGCAAGGACUACCAAUAGUAGAUGAGAUUCUCAAAGACUGGCGAGAAGAGAACAUUGCUUUUAUUCCUACGAACGCAGUUAGGACCGUCGAGGAAAAGCUUAAAAGUCAUAACAUAGUCAUAGUGAUCGGAAAUUCUGGAUCUGGUAAAUCUGCGAUUAUUCAGCAUAUUGCACUCAAGCAUAAGGAUCAGGGCAGUAAUGUUAUACCAGUGGAUGAAGUAAGAGAAAUAAAAGAGAAAUAUUCGUAUUCGGCAGAAAAUGAGACCCUUUUUGUAUUCAAUGAUCCUUUAGGUAAAGAAUCUUUAGAUGAGAUAUUGUAUACCUUAUGGAAAAAUUAUCAAAAAACGGUAGAGAUUUGCUUGAAGAAGGUCAAAUUAUUGGUGUCCUGUAGAAGAUGCGUUUUCUAUGACAAGAGAGUGAAGGGCAUUUUGUUCGACGAAUCCACCAUAGUAGAAAUUGACAACGAGGAAAAUCGACUGAUAGAUGUAGAGAAACGAGCAAUCCUCAAUCAAUACACACAGAAUCUAGACCUUUCUGAGGAUAUUGUUUUUGAAAUAAUCAAAACAGAAGCAUAUUUCCCGUUGCUUUGUAAGCUUUUUUCUAGGUCAAAUUACAAGGAAAAUUGUCUUGACUUCUUCAAAUCUCCGAAGAGGUUCAUUAAAGAAGAAAUUGAAAUUUGGAAAAGAAAAUACAAGAAGAAAUUCUGUGCUCUUAUUUUAGUUGUAGCAUUUAAAAACAAUCUAAAAGUAGAAGCAAUUGUUAGGAAUGAUGAUUCUAAGAAGAAAUAUAAAGAAAUUUUAGGAAUGUGUGAAUUACCAGAAAACACAAAUGUCUCGGUCUUCCGCAGUACUCUCCAAGAACUUACAGGAUCCUAUGUCAAGUGUGUCGGACAUGUUUUCCAAUUCCUUCACGACUUUAUUAUGGAGAUAACGACUCUGGUGUUUGGUGUUGAUUGUCCACAAGAGACAAUACAGUACGCAGACAGUGGUUUUCUGAGACGACGGGUGAGGAUAGAAGACGACACAGAAGAGGAAGAUCGCGACCCCUUUACUGUUUACCUUCCUGAAGAGUACAUUGGUGAUCUUGUGGACAGGUUUAUUAUUGACAUGCAAACAGAACACCUUAUAGAUGUUGUUCUUAACCAAUGUUUAAGAAAUGAAAGUGUGAUUCAAGAAUUUAAGGGCAAUGUCACUUCAUUAGAAACUCUGCCAAACAUUCUUUUAGGCAUCAAAUUUUCAAUAGAUAAAUCAGAGUUAAGAACAAAACAAAUGAAUGAUUCUCAUGUAUCAAGACUUUUUUUUCUUAAUUGGAGAGGUGAAGUAUGUCCUUUAAUUGGAUUUAUAGCAUUUUGCCAUGAUGAAAUUUCUCUAUUCUUUAUGAGAAACAUAGAGAAAAAAGCAUUGCAUGAUCUUAAUGUAUUUUCUGCCGUGUGUGCUAAUGGAGGAUUAAAGUUAUUAGAUAGUCUGAGCCAUGAAUGCAAAGAAACGGCUAUUAAUGAAAUUUGGGGGUUAUUUUAUCCAAUCCACAUUGCUUCUGUUUUUCAUAACUAUGAGAUUAUUCCAGAAUUAAUCAGAUUUGGUGCUAAUGUAAAUAUGUUAAGUGCUGGAGAUAUUUGGACUCCGUUAAUUUUGGCAGCGGGGAAUGAUGAAGAACAUUUAAGAGAGGCUGGAAAGGAGACAGAAGAUGGAGAAAGACGUAAUAAAACCAUUUCUUGCUUAUUGAAAAAUGGCGCCAAAAUCAAUUUCUGUAGCGACGACGGAAAACAUCCCUUGUGGAUAGCUUGUCAAAAGGGAUAUACCAGCACGGUUCAAAUAUUACUGAACCACGGUGCCGACAUCAAUCUAUGGGAUAUGAACAAAGUCAGUCCUCUAUGGAUAGCUUGUCAAAAUGGACAUGACAGCACGAUACAAGUAUUACUAAGCAGCGGCUCAGAUAUCGAUUUAUGUGAUGAAAAUGAAAUAAGUCCUCUUCAUAUAGCUUGUGAAAAUGGACAUGAUAGCACUGCACAAUUGUUACUGAACAACGGUGCCAAAGUUAAUUUUUGCUUUGAGAAUGGGGACAUUUCCCUUCAUAUACCUUGUAAAAAUGGACAUGAUCGCACGGUACAACUGUUACUGAACAAUGGUGCCAAUGUCAAUUCAUGCAUUGAAAAUGGAGCGAGUCCUCUUCAUAUAGCUUGUCAAAAUGGACAUAAUAGCACGGUUCAGCUGUUACUGAAAAAUGGUGCAGACAUCAAUUUGUGUAAGCAGAAUGGAGCCAGUCCUCUUCAUGUAGCUUGCCAAAAUGGACAUAAUAGCACGGUUCAACUGUUAUUGAACAACAGUGCAGACAUCAAUUUAUGUAAACAGAAUGGAUCCAGUCCUCUUAAUAGAGCUUGUAAAAAUGGACAUGGUAGCACGGUACAAAUGUUAUUGAACAACGGUGCCAAUAUCAAUUUAUGUAAGCAGAACGGAGCCAGUUCUCUUCAUAUAGCUUGUCAAAAUGGACAUGAUAGCACGGUUCAACUGUUACUGAAAAAUGGUGCAGACAUCAAUUUAUGUAAGCAGAAUGGAGCCAGUCCUCUUUAUAAAGCUUGUAAAAAUGGACAUGAUAGCACGGUUCAACUGUUAUUAAACAACGGUGCAGACAUCAAUUUAUGUAAACACAAUGGAUCCAGUCCUAUUAAUAUAGCUUGUGAAAAUGAACAUGAAAGCACGGUACAAAUGCUACUGAAAAAAGGUGCCAAUAUCAAUCUAUGUGACCAAAUUGGAGUCAGUCCUCUGUGGAGAGCUUGUAAAUAUGGACACAAUAGCAUGAUACAGCUGUUAUUGAACAACGGUGCCGACAUCAAUUCAUGCACUAGUAAUAGAGAGAGUCAUCUUUAUAAAGCUUGUCAAUACGGAUAUAAUAGUGUGAUACAAAUAUUACUAAACAAUGGUGCCAAUGUCAAUUUAUGUAAUGUGGAUGGGGUUAGUCCACUAUCAAUAGCUUGUCAAGUACGACUGUUAUCUAGCGAUGAUUGGGACAGUCUUCCGCCGCAGUUUCAGAAUGAACUUGACCACAGUGUCGAAUUAUUACUAAAGAAUGGCGCCUAUGUCAAUUUGUGUGACGAAGAUGGUGUCAGUCCCUUGUGGAAAGCUUGUAAAUAUGGAAACGAUGGCAUGGUACAUCUGUUACUGAAGAACGGGGCAAACAUCAAUUUAUGUAACACGAAUGGAGUCAGUCCUCUUUAUGCAGCUUGUGAAAAUGGACAUAAUAGCACGGUGAAACUGUUACUGAAUGAUGGCGCCAAUAUCAAUUUAUGUGAUGCAUAUGAUGUCAGUCCUCUAUGGAAAGCUUCUAAAUAUGGACAUGAUAGCACGGUACAAAUGUUACUAAACAAAGGUGCAGACAUCAAUUUUUGUAAGAAGAAUGGAGUCAGUCCUCUUUAUAAAGCUUGUAAAAAUGGACAUGAUAGCACUAUGCAACUGUUACUUAAUAAUGGCGCCAAUAUCAAUUUAUGCAACAAGAAUGGAGCCAGUCCUCUUUAUGUAGCUUGCGAAAAUGGACAUGAUAGCAUCGUUAAACUCUUAUUAAACAAUGGUGCAGACAUCAAUUUAUGUGCUGAAGAUGAAUCCAGUCCUUUAUGGAUAGCUUGUAUACAUGAACGUGACAGCAUUUUCAAGCUUUUAAUGAAUAAUGGCGCUAAACUCCUAUUAAACAAUGGCAUUGAAAUUAAUCUAUGCGAUAAAAACGGAGACAAUCCUUUACACAAAGCCUGUCAAAGUGGCCAGGAUAGAACAGUUCAAUUGUUACUGAAGAACGGUGCAAAUGUGAAUUUAUGUGAUAAAGACGGUAGCAGUCCUAUUUAUAUAGCUUGUCAGGAGGGACAUGAAAUGAUAGUCCAACUCUUACUACACAAUGGCGCUGAUAUUAAUUUAUGUAAUAAUGAUGGAAAUAGUCCUCUGUAUAUUGCCUGCCUAAAUAGACAUUUAUUGAACAGUCGUGCGCAGUUUUUACUGAACAACAGCGCAGAAAUCAAAUUAUUUGAUGAAAGUUCUCCCUUCAAAGCCUGUCACAAUGGUCAUGAGAGCAUAAUCCAGCUAUUAAUUAACAAUGGAGCUGAUAUAAAUCUAUGCAAUAAAAGAAAUUGCAGUUCUCUACAUGCAGCUUGUGAAAAUGGACAUGAUAGCACAGUUAAAAUGUUACUGGUAAACGGCGCUAGAAUUAAUCAUUGUGAUAUUGAUGGAGAAUGCUCUCUCUACAAAGCCUGUCAAAGAGGGCAUAAAAUCAUAAUUCAGUCAUUAAUGAACAGUGGAGCUGAUGUAAAUUUAUGCAAUAAAAGCAAAAGCAGUCCCCUUCAUAUUGCAUGUGAGAACGGAUACAACAGCAUAGUCCAAUUGUUACUGAAGAAAGAUGCUGAAAUUAAUUUAUGUGAUAAUGAUGGAGAAAGUCCUCUCUUCAAAGCCUGUCGAAAAGGAAAUGAUAUCAUAGUUCACUUGCUCCUACGCAGUGAGGCUAAUGUAAAUUUAUGCAAUAAACACAAUUAUAGUCCUCUCCAUAUUGCUUGCCAAUAUGGACAUAACAUUAUUGUGCAACUGUUGCUGAGCAUUGGCGCCAACCCCACUUCAUGUGAUGAUGACGGAGUCAGUUCUCUCUGGAUUGCUUGUAAAAACUUACACAGAAUUACGAUUCACUUGUUAUUAGAAAAAGGUGCUGAUGUAAAUUUAUGCAAUAAAGGCAAAUGCAGCCCGCUGUUCCUGGCAUGUUUCAAUGGUCAUGACAGCAUGGUUAAACUUUUACUCAAAAAAGGAGCCGACAUCAAUUUAUGUGACGACGAGGGAACCAGUCCUCUCUACAUUGCCUGUGAAAAUGGACAUUACAGCACGGUCAAAAUUUUAUUAAUGAAUGAUGCUUGUGUCAAUUUAUGCAAAAAAGACAAUAAGAGUCCACGGUACAUAACAUACUUAUAUGGGCAUGACAGUAUCGCUGAACUUUUACAACAAUAUGGUGCUGAAAUUAUAUUCUGACGGUGGAAUCAGUACCUCCAAUACUUAAAAUAUGGAGCAAGAAAACUUUAACUAUAGCUAGCAAAGAUGAGCAUGAUGCUAUCACAAAGAAUUUAACGCAUUUAUGUAAACAAAAAUUUUACAUGAGGAGAAGCAAAUACUUGCUGUAGCCUUCAGAUCAAUAUUCAGAUAUAUUGACGUUGUAUCAUCAUUUGCCUUCAUCCAUAUGUCGACUUCCUUUAUCUUAGUGAAUUUGAAAUAGACAUCACAGAAUCUGCCACUUCUGUUUCAUAUUGGAUGUUUCGUGAAAUUCUUUUGUCGUUAUCAUGCUUUUUUGGCAAAUAUAACCUUUCAUCGGGUCUUAUUUUGGCAUACAUAUUUUAUUCCAGUUGAUGGGCUUUUGACUUUUGUUUUGUACUUACUAGUAUUUUUUACCAAAGGAGCGUUACCUAUAUUUAUCUGAUCAAUACAUGAGCGAGAGUGACCGAUCAAAAGGGGAUAUUUACUGAUCUUUGGCAUCUGAUUCCACCAUUGGAGUUCUUGGGGUUUGUGUUUUAUGUCCUAUAUACAGAUAUUUAUUGUUGACAAAAAUUUUGUAGAUAAAUGAUUUUUUUUUUAUAAUUUAUUUUGUUUCUCUUGAUUACUGUUAAUCGCUAAAUUAUCUUUGACCACUUAUUUCCACGAGAUGGAUACUUUGUAUUUUAAAGCGAGAUAGACGCAAAAAUAAAAUUCUCUUAAAUAAAAAAGCAAUUUAAACUAAUUCAUUAAGUUUACUUACACUAAAAUGUCAUUGAGCUGUCUUUUAAUUGUACAACUUUUAUUUAUGUAAAAAGUAUUUAAAGGAUUUACUAAAAGUUCAGUCUCUUGAAAUUUGUUAUUUCAAGAGAACAAACUCUUGGGGUCACAUAAACCUCUUGUAUUACUGGCAGCAAUAAAUCUGUUAUUUGAUAUAGAUUAAUGAAAUUGUUCUGCAUUUCAGAAGGAAUUAUUUUGCUAUGUGGGAUUGUUUUUAUUAUUCAUUGAAUGUAAAUGAGGACUUUAGAUGACUAGAAAAGAUAGUUGAUGGGUCUUUACAGCACGCUCUUAUAUACUGUGGAUUCAUCAAAAUUCGUUGGAGCAAAUUUUUUGUCGAUUGUAUAAAAAUUAUAGGUAAGGGGGGUUAAAUUUCACGUAUUGCCUAAUGUAUACACAUCUUAAGAGAUGUGUGCAUUAAGCUCCUGUAGAUCAAUUCGUGGAUGAAGCUACACAUGAACGCAAAAAAUCUUCGAAAUAAAAUAUUACAUAACAAAAACAUUUUUUUGUAAAUACAUGUCAAGGGCUUUUGUCUUUGUCUUUGUUUCCUUUUAUAUAAUAGCACGAGUUGCAAUUAAAUUUAAAAUUUUAAAACUAUGCAAUAAAUGUAGCAUAAGUUAUCGUGAAAUAUACAAAUUUUGUUUUUGU